Molecule: messenger RNA, 903 nt
Organism: Lethenteron reissneri (Far Eastern brook lamprey)
Lineage: Eukaryota; Metazoa; Chordata; Hyperoartia; Petromyzontiformes; Petromyzontidae
Product: S-modulin-like
Molecular function (GO): calcium ion binding
Source: RefSeq, a predicted model, not a curated record
GUCUGGCAGCAGCUGACCUCGAGUGGCCGCACACACUCAAGGGGGUAGCAGUCACCCGACAAUCAUAACACUGCAACAUUUUCAAGGGGUGAAAAAUUAUAUAGAUUUGAACAACAACAACAACAAUAAAAAAGCCCCCUCUUAAAAUGGGAAAUAACAGGAGCUCGGCAAUUUCGAAGGAGCUGCUCGAUGACCUGAAGCUCAACACUGCCUACUCGGAGCAGGAGCUCGCCGACUGGUACAGCACCUUCCUCAAAGAGUCUCCGGACAGCCGGAUCUCCAGGGAGCGCUUCGAGCAGAUCUACUCCAAGUUCUUCCCAAACGCAGACGCCACCAAGUACGCCCAGCACGUCUUUCGCUCCUUCGACGCCAACGGGGACGGGACGCUCGACUUUCGCGAGUACGUGGUGGCCCUGCAUCUCACCGCCUCGGGCGAGAUCGACCUCAAGCUCGAGUGGGCAUUCUCUCUGUACGACAUCGAUGGAAACGGAACCAUCAACAAAGCCGAGGUGCUGGAGAUAGUCACGGCGAUAUUUAAGAUGAUUCCACUGCAAGAGCAAAAGACCUUGCCGGAAGACGAAAACUCUCCUGAAAAACGAACAGAGAAGCUGUGGAAGUUUUUUGGCAAAAAGGAAAACGAUAAAAUCACCGAGGGAGAAUUUGUGGCAGGGGUUAAAAACAACAUCGAGAUACUGCGGCUCAUCCAAUAUGAAAAGCUGCACAGCCACAAGUAGAGUGCGCGGUGGAGGAGCGGCGAGGCGGAGGGUUACUGUUGGUGGUGGUGCUGCCCAUGCCUUCACGACGCUUUGCUUCCUUGCUGUGCAAGAGCUCUGCCCUGGACGGGCGCUUCUUACCAACGUACAGCCCACUCCGAUCAAACAACAAUUGGCCACCUUCCAUUGA